Molecule: messenger RNA, 1437 nt
Organism: Saccostrea cuccullata (small rock oyster)
Lineage: Eukaryota; Metazoa; Mollusca; Bivalvia; Ostreida; Ostreidae
Exons: 2
Coding region: 1-1437 (478 amino acids)
Biological process (GO): DNA integration; DNA recombination
Molecular function (GO): DNA binding
Source: RefSeq, a predicted model, not a curated record
AUGACGGAGGAAAAGAAAUACGGCGAAUUUUUCGUAAAUUGCAAAGAUUUCAAGGAGGUUCAUGACCUUGAAAAUGGUAGUAAUGAAGAAAAAGAUGUUAGUGAACAUUUUGAAGGUGGUAAAAAUAUGCAAAAGGAAAAAUCAAUCACGGUGCCGGUUCAGGAAAUUUCAGAAAAAGAGCAGUUAGAAGUUUUAAGCUCGUUAUUUGAAGCGGAGAACACGCUGAGAAAAACACUCUAUGAUAUCAAUUUGUUAAAAACUUUCCUUCUUUCAAAAAAUGAAAAGCGUGAAUUCUUCAAAAUUCCUCCUACAGAGUUAGAUGUCUAUGUAGCAAAUUUCAUAUUAAGCGUUCGGAAAAAAGGGGGAGAGGAGUUUGAGCCAACUUCAUUGAGAAGUCUGAUUUCUAGUAUCGACAGAGCUCUCCGACGACACCGCUACGAAACAAGCAUAAUUCAAUCUCCUGAAUUUAUUUUCGCAGCAACAAAACAAGCUUUGAAAGCCAAACAAAAAGAUCUAAAGCAAAAAGGGAAGGGAAACAGACCACAAAAGGCAGAUCCAUUAUCCGAUGAUGAUAUAAAUAUUCUAUAUGACUCGGGAGUUUUGGGAGUUACUUCCCCUCAAGCAUUAUUAAAUACAGUUUGGUUCAACAAUGCAAUUCAUCUUGGGCUACGCGGACAUCAGGAACAUUACAAUCUCUGUUGGGGGGAUAUUUCCUUGCAAAAAAAUCCCGAUGGCACGGAAUAUUUACAGCAUUUUGAAAGGCAGACUAAAACCCGCACCGGUGUUAACACGCGUGACACUAGGAAAGUCUUAGGAAAAAUAUUUUCGGCCCCUCAUUUGAAUGAAAACAACCCGGUAGAAGUUUACAAAAAGUACGCCAGUCUGAGACCCCAAGGUUUUUCGGAACCAAAUGAUCCUUUCUACAUAGCUACACGAACAAUCCCUCUUUCUGACACACGAAGCGAUAAAUGGUUUAUGAAACAAAGGCUUGGGGUGAAUAAAAUUGGAAAAAUUUUGAAUAAUAUGGUUGAAAAGUGUCCAAAACUUUCAGAAUCUUGGAAAAGGCUUACAAAUACCAGUACAAGAAAAUACUGCGUUCAAAAACUCAGAGAAGAAAACAUUGCGCCCACAGAUAUCAUGCAAGUCACAGGACACAAAAACGUCAAUUCUAUCAUUAACUACUCUGAGGUUACAAUAAAAAAACAACAGGAAAUGUCAGUUCUAUUGUCGACAACAAAACGUAAUUGUUCAACGGAUAUAGGCGAUUCCCCUACCAUAAACCAACCAGGGCCUAGACCUGUAGCAGUCGCAGGAAGUAUUCAACAGGCUCAGUCACUAUUUGCAGGGGCAAUACUGCAUGUAAACAACAUGAAUAUUUACACUUACCAAAAUGCCUCCCAGGACCUUGCUCCGUCGCCAGCGAAAAAAUCCAAAUGA